Messenger RNA from Penicillium concentricum, 2052 nucleotides. Its product is annotated as putative NADH-ubiquinone oxidoreductase 64 kDa subunit. The transcript has 5 exons. Gene Ontology annotation, molecular function: calcium ion binding; NADH dehydrogenase activity. Bases 1 to 2052 code for a protein of 683 amino acids. The record is from RefSeq and is a predicted model, not a curated record. Lineage: Eukaryota; Fungi; Ascomycota; Eurotiomycetes; Eurotiales; Aspergillaceae.
AUGCUUAACGCGAUGCUGCGCCGGCCUUGUGCGGACGGCGCCGCAGUGAAGUCAAUGGGGUCAUUACCAGGUCGAAUUCAUACACGGAAGGCAUUAAUUACCUUACACCAACCCCUAUCCCGAUCCUUGCACACUCGUCGGCGACCGGCCCCCCAAUGGCGAGCCUUGGUGCCGGGCUCGAUACCGAUCCGAUCCAAAUCAGAGAUCGCAGCUAAAAUGGAACCAUUGAAACAAUCCCGUGCUUUGACUGCUAUACGCAAGGUCUUUACAUACUGCGGGUUCUUCAUCAUCUCUACCGGCGCUGUGGUAGUCGCCUUCUUCCUCUACGAUGCUAGUACGUACCGCGAAGGUGCAAGUGGGACGGAUAUUCCGGUCUCGGAAUUGGCUCUCAGUCCUGAACUCGGAGGCCCGAAGAACUUGCCCAUUGCGGAUGUGCUGGUUGGCGACUACGACUCGGAGGCUAUGCUUCGGCAGAAGGAUAAGCCUCGUCUGGUUAUCCUGGGAACAGGCUGGGGUACCAUCGCGCUCCUUAAGAACUUGAACCCUGCCGACUACCAUGUUACUGUUGUUUCCCCUACUAACUAUUUCCUGUUUACUCCCAUGUUACCUUCUGGUACGGUUGGAACUUUGGGUCUUCGGUCGCUGGUUGAGCCCGUUCGGCGCAUUAUUGACCAGAUCAAUGGUCACUUCCUCAAGGCUUCGGCGGUUGAUGUUGAUUUCUCUUCGAAGCUGGUGGAAGUAUCCCAGGUUGGCCAAGAUGGUCAGAGGAAGAACUUCUAUCUUCCAUACGACAAGCUUGUUAUCGGAGUCGGCUGUGUAACAAACCCACACGGUGUGAAAGGCCUUGAGCACUGUAACUUCCUCAAAACAAUUGACGAUGCUCGUCAAAUCAAGAAUAAAAUUCUAGACAAUAUGGAGCUCGCGUGUCUCCCCACCACCUCUGAUGAAGAGCGCAAACGCCUGCUGUCCUUUGUGGUGUGUGGAGGUGGCCCAACCGGGGUUGAAUUCGCCGCCGAGCUGUACGAUCUCCUAAAUGAAGAUCUGCUUCAUUCUUUCCCUCGCAUUGUACGAAACGAGAUGUCUGUCCACAUCAUCCAAAGCCGAAGCCACAUCCUGAACACUUACGACGAAGCACUAUCCAAGUAUGCCGAGGGCCGAUUCACUCGCGAUGGCGUUGAGGUGUUGACCAACGCCCGUGUCAAGGAAGUGCGCGGCGAUCGGGUUCUUUUCUCCCAGGUGGAAGACGGCAAGACCGUUGUAAAAGAAAUCCCAACUGGAUUCUGCUUGUGGUCCACUGGAGUUGCUCGAGCCGAGAUUUCAGAAGUACUCUCUAACAAACUCGAAAGCCAAAACAACAAGCACGCUCUCGAAACCGACUCCCAUCUCCGUCUAAUCGGCGCUCCAUUAGGCGACGUCUACGCAAUUGGCGACUGCUCAACAGUCCAGAACAACAUCGCAGACAACAUCGUCAGGUUCCUCCGCACCGUUGCCUGGGAGAAAGGCCGUGACCCCGAGAAAGUGCAGCUCACUUUCUCCGAAUGGAAAGAAUUUGCCACUCGGGUAAAGAGACGCUUCCCGCAAGCCUCGAAUCAUCUCCGUCGCCUGGAUGUGCUCUUCGAGCAGUACGACAAGGACCACUCUGGCACCCUCGACUACGGCGAGCUGUCCGAGCUCCUCCACCAGAUUGACACCAAGCUUACGUCCCUGCCUGCCACUGCCCAACGCGCUAACCAGCAGGGCGUGUACCUGGGCCGUAAACUGACCAAGAUUGCCGCCGCCCUUCCCGGCCUCAGGGCCAACGAGAUCGACUACGGUGACCUCGACGAUGCUGUCUACAAGGCGUUUAAGUACAGGCAUCUCGGAAGCUUGGCGUACAUCAGCAACGCUGCUAUCUUUGACUUUGGUGGUAUGAGCUUCAGUGGCGGUGUCAUUGCUAUGUAUCUUUGGCGUAGUAUCUACUUUGCUGAGAGUGUCAGCUUCCGCACGCGGUGUAUGCUGGCCAUGGAUUGGGGCAAGAGAGCGCUCUUUGGAAGAGAUCUCAUGAGCUUCUAA